Molecule: messenger RNA, 1805 nt
Organism: Scomber scombrus (Atlantic mackerel)
Lineage: Eukaryota; Metazoa; Chordata; Actinopteri; Scombriformes; Scombridae
Gene: uqcc1
Product: ubiquinol-cytochrome-c reductase complex assembly factor 1
Exons: 9
Coding region: 111-962 (283 amino acids)
Biological process (GO): mitochondrial respiratory chain complex III assembly
Cellular component (GO): mitochondrion
Source: RefSeq, a predicted model, not a curated record
GUUGACAUUGCAGAGGAGGAGGAGAGCAGGAGGACUGUUACCAAACCUGAGCUUCAUCUUCAGGGUUUGAUCCAGCAGCAGCAGCAGCAGCUCGGUCACACCGGGCAGUCAUGUACCGGCGGCCGCUGCAGUCCGCCGUCAGGAGCGCCAUCCACGCGACCAGAGCCGCACGAGGACAGGUUUCAGACCAAGAAGCCGGUUUCAUCAGAGCUUUAGCAGCUUGCCAACUGGCCACAGCGUCCUCUCCCAGUUUAACACCAUGUCGGACGAUGCACAUCUCCACACAGCUCCGCAACGUGAAGGAGACGCAGCAGCACACGGAGGAAGAAGUCGGAGCCUUCACGAAGCUCAUCGAGGCCAUGGGCUUCACCGGACCGCUCAAAUACAACAAAUGGAAAAUCAAGAUAGCUGCUUUGCGGAUGUACACGUGCUGCGUAGAGAGAAUCAAUUACGACGAGUUCUUUGAAAAGUGCACUCUACCCGACACACUCAACUCCUGGUUCCUGGUAGCACAGCUGCACGUAUGGAUGUGUUUGGUGCGGAUGCGUCAGGAGGGCAGAGAAGGAAAGUACAUGUGCCGUUACAUCGUCCACUCCAUGUGGGAGGAUGUAGAGCAGAGGAGCAAAAUCAUGGGGAUCGAUGCCACGCAUAGAAAGGAAGGAAUGAAAGCCAUGACGGAGACUUUCUAUGCUGCUAUAUUUGGAUACGAUGAGGGGAUCCUGGCUGAUGACACUGUGCUGGCAGCAGCUCUUUGGAGAAACCUGUUCAACUAUCAGUGUGAUGACCCCAAACAGCUGGAGGACAUGGUGGAGUACGUUCGCAAGCAGAUGCAGUACAUCGACGCUCUGGACGGAGAGGACCUGAUGCUGACAGGCGAGGUGAAGUGGCGCCCUCUGGUGGAGGAGAACGCACAGAGCAUCCUGAAGGUGGCCACACCCACAUACAACGACACCGGACUGUGAGACGAAGACAACCAACGUCCUCUUCUUUCUGUCCUUCUCUAUCACCUCUUUAUUUCCUUUUUUUUUCUCCUUCUCAGUCCCCUCCUCCUCCUCCUCCCUCCUUUUUUCUCCUUCUUAUAAUCAUGUACUCAGAUGGAGCACAUUUCUCUCCUCCUCCCUACGUAUAAAGUGGGAUUUUAAAUGCUGUCUUUAUAUCUCUUUUCUCCUCUUGUUCUCCCUCCUCCUCUCCCAGAUGAUUUGUCCACCGUCUGUUUCUGAGGAGACAGUUUAGUCAGGAUAGAGGUUCAGGAUUAUUUUUGCAGCCUGAUUUUCACACAUAAAACCCAACAAACCAGUUUAAAGACUGGAGACGCCAUUUAUCGUCAUCCUGUCGGGUUUGAGAGCCUCCACCGCUUCCUCUCCGCAAACCGCCGAGCGUAAAAAAACACAGAAGAAGAGAAAGAACAAGACGCUCUGUAUUUAUAUUUUUCUUGUUUUCUUUUUCAGUGAACGCCGCUCUGUAUUUAUAUUGUAUAACUCCAUGUCUACACUCUUCUCCUGCAGAGGGGUUCAGCUCAGACUUCUGUCACCGCUCCUUCACUGUGCGUUUAAAUAAAGUUUCAGUCUGAAGAGGUGACGUGAAAAUGUAAUAAAGGUGUUUCAGGAAACGAAUGUGAGCUUUCAGAGGUUUGUAGUUGGACUCCUCUGCUGCUGAAUAUCUACAGUCUGUUUUAAAAUCCCACGACGCUCUCAGACCCGCACAGGAAGCUGGACGACGUCACUGUAUUAAAAACAAUGAGAUUUGUUUUUUGUUUUUAAAAAGUGAAUUAAUAAAAUGUUCUCUGGAUGUAAAAAACCAACAAC